Messenger RNA from Eublepharis macularius, 3357 nucleotides. RefSeq lists its product as uncharacterized. Lineage: Eukaryota; Metazoa; Chordata; Lepidosauria; Squamata; Eublepharidae. The coding region runs from base 1 to 3165 and encodes 1054 amino acids. Gene Ontology annotation, molecular function: protein binding. The record is from RefSeq and is a predicted model, not a curated record. The transcript is spliced from 24 exons.
AUGUUGAGACUUUCUCACAGCCCCUUAUCUCUUCCCGGCCGCAGGUUUCCCGAGAGCCUUUAUCUGAAUGACGUAGAGGGAUGGUUUGUCCUGGGGGGCUCCAAGUACAUCCUGGGGGUGCAGGGAUUUUUCAGCCCCUCCAGCUACUACAGGAGCAGCACCCAGGCCUCAUUGCAGACUGAACCACCAAAGCUCUUGCAACACCUGGAUCUGCCCCAGUGGUUUGCCACGUGCCAAGAGUUUAAGGACGCUGUUUUUGCCCGGCUGCCUCUCUACCAAAUCCAGCGAGCUUGGAAGCUUUGGCAAGCGGUCUCCUCCCCUUAUAACACUGACUCCUGGAGCGCUGAGGCCAUGCCUGUGUGGCUCUUCUGCCCUGUGUACAGCACUAAGUGCAUGACUGGCACUGAAGACAUGUCGUUGUGCGGGACUGGGCAGGGGUGGGGGAAGAAGAAACAUGCCAUCCCGAAUACGAGGCUCUUGCUGUGCAGCAGAGGACAAGCUCUCCUGGGGAGCCACGCUGUUGGCAGUGGGAAGCCCCGUAUUCCCGCCGGCGAGAAGCCGUAUACACCCUUCUGCAGCGGGCAGUUUGGAGAAGAGUUCGUGAACAUGGAGACCGUGGCCAGCGCACUCUUCCAAAGGUUUGAGAAGCGAGUGGCAGGUCUACAGGAUCUGGCCCAUUUGAACAACUUUUACCCCCAGCUGCUGCAGGCCGGAUGCCUGGGAUACUCCCGAGCCCUCUAUCUCAUCUCCACCCCGCACCGGACUGGCUUGGGACUGCCCUUGGACUCCACCAAGGCCCUGAAAUUUGGUCUUCUCUCCGCCCAGGCGGACGAUCGUCUUUCCGGAAUGCAGCUGGGCCACAAACACCACCUGGGGGUGGAUGGACUUCCUGUGGACCACGACCUCUCUUACGCCUACUACGCCAACGUUGCAGCCCAGACCGUAGCUGACCGGGAGCUGUCCAGGGAGGGGCAGGGGUCACCACUAGUUGUCUUUGACUUGACGGUGCUCUCCACCACUACCAGAGAAGAAACAUGCCAUCCCGAAUACGAGGCUCUUGCUGUGCAGCAGAGGACAAGCUCUCCUGGGGAGCCACGCUGUUGGCAGUGGGAAGCCCCGUAUCCCCGCCGGCGAGAAGCCGUAUACACCCUUCUGCAGCGGGCAGUUUGGAGAAGAGGUGACCAGUUCGUGAACAUGGAGACCGUGGCCGGCGCACUCUUCCAAAGGUUUGAGAAGCGAGUGGCAGGUCUACAGGAUCUGGCCCGUCUGAACAACUUUUACCCCCAGCUGCUGCAAGCCGGAUGCCUGGGAUACUCCCGAGCCCUCUAUCUCAUCUCCACCCUGCACCGGACUGGCUUGGGACUGCCCUUGGACUCCACCAAGACCCUGAAAUUUGGCCUUCUCUCCGCCCAGGCGGACGAUCGUCUUUCCGGAAUGCAGCUGGGCCACAAACACCACCUGGGGGUGGAUGGACUUCCUGUGGACCACGACCUCUCUUACGCCUACUACGCCAAUGUUGCAGCCCAGACCGUAGCUGACCGGGAGCUGUCCAGGGAGGGGCAGGCCUUUGUGGAGCACAUCCGGCUGAUUGACGAGGACGCCCUCAAGCUGCAGACCAAAGAGAACGAUGACCUCUUUGUGUGGCUGAGGUUCCAGGCUCGGAGAGGCAUGGCCGAGGCUCAGCAAGCGGUGAGCAGGAUGUUGUUCUGGGGGCAGCAAGGAAUCUCCAGCAAGCUGAAGGAAGCGGUGAAGUUCUACGAGAAAGGAGCCGCUCGGCUCAAAGACCCCACCCUGAUGUACGACUAUGGAGUGGUGCUUCUGAAGGGCCACGGAGUGAAGCAGGAUAUCCCCAAAGCUCUGGACUUGCUCAAUCAGGCAGCGGAGCAGCUCUCACAGCCUUGGGAUGGUAUUACCAGGUCUUUGAGAAUGACUACAGGAGGGCCGUGGAGUUCUGGGAGAAGGCCGACGAGAUGGGGGACCCCGUGGCCCCCUCCAACCUCGGGGCCUUCUAUGCCUACGGCCAGUACCCGGGGAAAGACAGAGAUGAGGUUUCCCGAGAGCCUUUAUCUGAAUGACGAAGAGGGAUGGUUUGUCCUGGGGGACUCCAAGUACAUCCUGGGGGUGCAGGGAUUUUUCGGCCCCUCCAGCUACUACAGGAGCAGCACCCAGGCCUCAUUGCAGACUGAACCACCAAAGCUCUUGCAACACCUGGAUCUGCCCCAGUGGUUUGCCACGUGCCAAAAGUUUAAGGACGCUGUUUUUGCCCGGCUGCCUCUCUACCAACUCCAGCGAGCUUGGAAGCUUUGGCAAGAAACAUGCCAUCCCGAAUACGAGGCUCUUGCUGUGCAGCAGAGGACAAGUUCUCCUGGGGAGCCACGCUGUUGGCAGUGGGAAGCCCCGUAUCCCCGCCGGCGAGCAGCCGUAUACACCCUUCUGCAGCGGGCAGUUUGGAGAAGAGGUGACCAGUUCGUGAACAUGGAGACCGUGGCCGGCGCACUCUUCCAAAGGUUUGAGAAGCGAGUGGCAGGUCUACAGGAUCUGGCCCAUUUGAACAACUUUUACCCCCAGCUGCUGCAGGCCGGAUGCCUGGGACACUCCCGAGCCCUCUAUCUCAUCUCCACCCUGCACCGGACUGGCUUGGGACUGCCCUUGGACUCCACCAAGGCGGACGAUCGUCUUUCCGGAAUGCAGCUGGGCCACAAACACCACCUGGGGGUGGAUGGACUUCCUGUGGACCACGACCUCUCUUACGCCUACUACGCCAACGUUGCAGCCCAGACCGUAGCUGACCGGGAGCUGUCCAGGGAGGGGCAGGCCUUUGUGGAGCACAUCCGGCUGACUGACGAGGACGCCCUCAAGCUGCAGACCAAAGAGAACGAUGACCUCUUUGUGUGGCUGAGGUUCCAGGCUCGGAGAGGCAUGGCCGAGGCUCAGCAAGCGGUGAGCAGGAUGUUGUUCUGGGGGCAGCAAGGAAUCUCCAGCAAGCUGAAGGAAGCGGUGAAGUUCUACGAGAAAGGAGCCGCUCGGCUCAAAGACCCCACCCUGAUGUACGACUAUGGAGUGGUGCUUCUGAAGGGGACUGUGACCGUGCCUGUAGUGCCGUGGACAGGAGGCUGUUCCAGACAGCAGAGCCUUAUUUCCACUGCAAGCCACAAUGGGAAGUGAGUCACCCGUUGACCACACAAGCUUUUGUCUCCAGGGCCAAGGAGUGAAGCAUGAUAUCCCCAAAGCUCUGGACUUGUUCAAUCAGGCAGCGGAGCAGGGUUUCCUCCCAGCUCUCACAGCCUUGGGAUGGUAUUAUCAGGUCUUUGAGAAUGACUACAGGAGGGCCAUGGAGUUCUGGGAGAAGGCCGACGA